AUGGAUCUAGCAUAUGAUCAUAUCGCCGAAGAGGCUCUUCCGAAGGGGAUAAAAGACAACGAGAAAUCAUCGGAGAACACCAAGCCCGAGCAGCUGCAGUCGCCCACUCUAAAUGACGAAGUACAAGAUGCGUACCGUGCCUUCUCCUCGAGUCCUUGGGGCUCGAGACUUGGGGAUUUCUUUGGAAAUGUCGUGAAACAGGGCGAGUCCGUAUACCGUGAGGCGUCGCAAGAGAUUACCUCUCUGGGCGUUGAUGCCGCGAAAGGCGCUGCCGAUCUGCGCACUUCCCUGAUCAACAGAACCCGGUCCUUGUCCCUGGUGACUCCCCCAAACGCUGCAGGACCAAGUAACCAGGCUGCUGGUGAUAAGGAGAAGGAAGGGAUCACACCGACUGAUGCGAGGAAUAUGACCUCUGAGGAGGCAAUCAAGGAGUCUGAGUCCGUCAUCUCCCGCCUGAAGGCAGAAGCUGCCAAGCGACUGAAGGACAUCCAGAAGGCUGAGGACGCUGCCGAUGAGGCUCUACUUAAGUUUGGCACGAAUCUGAGGGAUUUUCUUAAAGAAGCCGUCAGCAUCGCGCCCCCAACAACCACAGGGGAUGGGCAAGGUAGUACGGUUUUAUUUGAAAGCAAGGAUGCAUCUGGAAAGCGGGUUAUCCACACGUCAAGAUAUGAUGCUCAACUACAUGUCAUUCACACCACGGCCGACAGUUUCACCAACGAUCCCGUUAGCGCUGAAUUUGCGCCGUGGGUUAAAGACUUCAACAUCGAUAGCAAGACUGAGGCUAUCAGUAGCGACCUGGCCAAGUAUCCCGAAUUGCGCAGCACGAUGGAACGGGUGGUGCCCGACCAAGUACCGUAUGCCAGCUUCUGGAAGAGAUACUACUUCCUCAGACAUAGCAUCGAGACUGCCGAGGCUAGACGUCGCGAUCUUUUGAAGGCUGCUUCGGCAGAGGCUGAGGAUGACGGGUGGGGUGAAGACUCUGACGAUGAGGCAGCAGAACCAAGCAAGCCGACGGACAAACCGAUGAGACCAGCUUCGGCCGAAUCCUCUACCACCAUCCACCCACCCUCAGACACGAAAUCAAACAAGGCUCUUCUGAAGCCUUCGGAGCCCCGCAAGUCCAACGAUGAAAAGUCGCAAGCAGACAGCGACACCAGCUAUGAUGUUGUAGGGGCCACGUCUGGAAACCCAAGUCAGGCGCCCAAUUCGCCCAAAGAAUCGCCCGAGGGCGAUGAGAGCGAUGACAGCGAAGAAGAAGACUGGGAAUAG
Messenger RNA from Pseudomassariella vexata, 1269 nucleotides. RefSeq lists its product as uncharacterized. Gene Ontology annotation, cellular component: cytoplasm. Bases 1 to 1269 code for a protein of 422 amino acids. The record is from RefSeq and is a predicted model, not a curated record. NCBI's taxonomy places the organism in Eukaryota, Fungi, Ascomycota, Sordariomycetes, Amphisphaeriales, Pseudomassariaceae. The transcript has 3 exons.